Messenger RNA from Cryptotermes secundus, 378 nucleotides. RefSeq lists its product as uncharacterized. The transcript has a single exon. NCBI's taxonomy places the organism in Eukaryota, Metazoa, Arthropoda, Insecta, Blattodea, Kalotermitidae. Bases 1 to 378 code for a protein of 125 amino acids. The record is from RefSeq and is a predicted model, not a curated record.
AUGGCUGCUCCACUACGUACAUCCACGAAAGAAGAACAACGUUCUGUAAUUCGUUUUUUGACCAGUGAAAGUGUGAAACCGAUUGAAGUUCAUCGACGGAUGAAGGUUCAGCAUGGUGAUGCAUGCUUGUCACAGCAGCAAGUGUACGAGUGGAGUAGGGAAUUCAGAAAUGGAAUGACGUCUGUGGCAGAAGCUCCUCGCCCGGGUCAGGCGCACCGAGUUGUGACCCCUGAGUCUGUUGCAGCAGUUGAAGCCCUAAUGAUGGAGAAUGGCCGAGUGUUGGUGGAUGAAAUAGCCGAAAGUCACAGAUCAGCACACCAUGUCAUUCAUAAUGUGCUCCGGUUUCACAAGGUGUCUGCAAUGUGGGUGCCGAAGUAG